Messenger RNA from Acanthosepion pharaonis, 762 nucleotides. The record is from the annotation of a GenBank genome assembly. Lineage: Eukaryota; Metazoa; Mollusca; Cephalopoda; Sepiida; Sepiidae.
AUGACGAAUUCCUUCUAUUCGUCCGCUUCUAUUGUCUUUUCUUUUAUUCCGUCUUUUCUUUCCUUCUUUAAUAUUUCUUUCCUGAUAUCUUUCCUUCCUUUGGUCCGUUCUUACUUCACUCUUUUAAUCCUUUCUUACAUCCUUUCUACCUUACCUGGUAUAUUUCAUCCACAGUUUCUUUCUUUCUUUUUUCUUUCUUUCUUUCUUUCUUUCUUUCUUUUUUUCUUAUCUUUUUUUUCUUUCAUUCUCUCCUUAAUUCCUUCAUUCUUCUAUUCCUUUAUUCAGUCCUACUCUUCUUUAUCCCGUCUUUCAUUCCUUCCUUUACCUUCUCAAUGCUUUCUUUCUCUCAUUAAUAGCUUCCAUUCUUUUAUAAAUUCUUUCCCGUUUAUAUUCAACUUUUCAUUCCUUCCCGCCUUUAUUCCUUCCGCCUUCACUAAGUUCUUCCUUUUUUCCAUUCAUUCUUUUAUGCCUUUUCUAAUUUCUACCUUAUGUUAUUAUUAUUCCCUUUGUCCUUCCGUCCGUCCGUCCGCUCAUUCGUUCGUUCGUUCCUUCAUUUCGCAAUUUUCCCCGUUUAUUCCUUCAUUCAUUCUCUCAAUUAUUCCUUCUUUCUUACCUUCUUUAAUUCCUUACGUCUUUCUUGCCUUCCCUCCCACUAUCCUUUAUCCCUUUCUUUCUCCUCGUUCCUCUUUCUAUCCUCUCUCCCUUCUUAUAUUUCAAUUAUUAUUUAUCCUUUCAUACGCCUGUCUUCCUUGCCUUAAAUAA